Messenger RNA from Brassica rapa (field mustard), 4805 nucleotides. RefSeq names its product metal transporter Nramp1. Gene Ontology annotation, molecular function: manganese ion transmembrane transporter activity; cadmium ion transmembrane transporter activity. Gene Ontology annotation, biological process: iron ion transmembrane transport; manganese ion transport. The record is from RefSeq and is a predicted model, not a curated record. Gene Ontology annotation, cellular component: plasma membrane. Lineage: Eukaryota; Viridiplantae; Streptophyta; Magnoliopsida; Brassicales; Brassicaceae.
UAUAAAAAGGUUCGAAUUUGAAAAAGUAUAAUUCGAAAACAUAAAAAAAUUGUACUUUAUUUUUUAUUUUUUAUUUAAAUAAUAAUUUAUUAUAUAUAUAAAUAACAAGGGCAUAAGAGUCUUUUGCCAUUUAAUGAAGAAGAUAUUUUAAAAAUGUUUUCUUAGUGGUGGUAAAAAUGAAAAGUGAUACCAUGAAAAUGGUAAACAUAUAAUUUCCUUCAGUUUUUUCAUAUAUUGAUAGAUGAAAAAGCUGCAUAAUACAUAACCCUUUAUAUAGUUUUAAUAUAUUUUAUUGAUUUAACCCUAAUCAUAGAAUUUUCCUAUUGAAAAACAAAGGUUCUAUAUAUAGAAACUUCUUCGCGUAUUUACUGCUACUUUAAACAACAUGGAACUGACUGUGACAUGAAUUCAAUGAAUGAUUCUUCAAAUAGUAUCCAUUACCGUAAAAGUGAAGCCAUCAGAGCAACAGUGUGUUUCCGUGAAUUACACGUUUUUCUUUGACAUCUAUUUUGUAUAUCAAUAUUUAGUUCGAUGGUUCGAAUUGGCUUCACGUCUCUUUUGUUUUCUUGAAAUAUAAAUUAUACUUUUCUUUAUGGUAGAUGGCCGACCAAAAAUGACUUAUCUAUGAAAUAAUAUUAAUACGGUUUCUAUUGAUUCAAAUAUUCUCCUGACGAGUUCGUGUCAGAGUCUUAUUGGCAAUUCAGUGCACGAAUAUGUCUCUAAAUAAGAUAAACCAAUGAAAUGUUAACCGUAUUUGCAUAUCAGAUUAUCAUUUCCCCUGCCAAUUAUGUAGUAAUUAGAUUAUAAACUUUGAAUAAUCUAUGAUAGCAUGUUUGAGUUAUUCAUGUUACAUUAUUCAAAUAAUUUUCUUCUUUCAGUUCUGUAACAAAUACUCCCUAUGUAUUUGAAAUAUUAAUAUUUUAAAAUUUUCAUACAUAUUAAUAAAAAAUAAAUACAUAUUUUUAUCUAUUGACUUUUAGUUUUGUUUUUAAAUUUUGUUUUCUUCCCAAUAAAAUUAUGCCACAAUUUUAGAAUUACAUUUAUAUUUUAGUUUUAAAGUAAAAUGUAACAACUAAAGUCUAAAACAUCAAUUUUCAAAUACAAUUUUUUUUUUUUAAAAAAAAAAUUUGUAUAAACUUGAUGUCCAAAUUUUUUAAUUUUUUUUAUUGAUGAUGCCAAUAACAAUAGAAAAGAGACAUGAUUGUUGAUUACAGAACAAGAUAAAGCCAAUCAAUUGCAAUAUUACAUUGUUUUAUUCUUGUUUUUGGUAUGAACCUUUUUAAAGAGGAUUCCAAGAAACAAAUUGUGCUUCUCUCAAUGAUAAUAUCACCAAUUCACUGAAAAAGUAACAGAGCAAACAAUGUAUAGACAAUUCAUUAAUUAUACAACUUGUAGCAAUCUUCUCAUCAGAUUAGAAGUCAGUUGCUUCAUAACCAUAUUCUCCAACUUGGAAACCUAUGUUUAGAACUUUCAUAGUCACAAUGUAAAACUCUUGUGUCACAUUAACAAAAAAGUGUCAAAACAACAAAAUGAAAUGGAUGCUUAGCAUCAGGUGACUAAUAGAACUAUCAAUGGAUACCAAACUUUCACAAGACAAACACGCAAUCAAACAAACUGUAUAUAGACACAUUUUUUUUUUUUUGAAUUGAAUGUUAAAUUUAAUCAAAAAAAAAUAGACUGUUUUUUACAUCAAUUGUAACUUAUUUUCACCAUAUUAUAAAAUAAAAGAUCUGUUUCCCUAACUUCUUUACUCCUCCUCAAUUAUGUCUGGUAUCAAACCAGUAAACCAUCGGUUCUGCUAACUCCUUAUUAUCUUUCCUCUGUAAAAUGGUGAUGUCCUGUUCCUCAUAUUUUUGUCAAUCGGUUUUAUCAAAAGAGACACAGAAUUAUCACAAGACAAACACGCAAUCAAUAACAUUGGCUUCCUAUACUGACCCCCCGCGACCUGCAACUAAUUGUUUCUCUCGUGAUCCUAUAUUUGUCAAGGAGCUUAUCACCAGUGAUGGUAACCAUAGACACUGGAAUGGUGAAGCCUUAGCUAAUUUCUUAAAUGCUGAGGACAGAGCCAUAGUAAACCAAAUCUUCUUGGCAAAGGAAGUUGAACCUGAUAAGAUUGUUUGGUCAGUUUCUCGUAAUGGCUUAAAGCUAGGCAGGAUUUGGCUACAGAGAUUAAUGGACAGCGGUUUAUUCAAGCAUCAAAAAAAAACGGACACCGGUAUGGUCAAGACCUCCCGACGGCUUUGUUAAAUGUAAUGUCGAUGCUUCUUUUGAUCCAAAUACGAAAAGAGUGAAAUGUGGAUGGAUUGUACGUGACGCUAAUGGAGUAGCACGAUAUUGAGGUUCGGCUUGGUUAGGAGAAGCAUGCGCACUGUUUUGGACAUCUUCAAGUAGAAUCAACAGAGUAUCGUCUUCGUAAUGUUAGUCGUGAUAUUCUUAUGGCUGCUUUGACUUUCAAGAAACGGAAGUGUGUUUAUACACCUCGUCAGGCAAAUAUUCCAGCUCACCGAUUGGCACAGAAAGUACCUCCUACAUCAUAUUUUUAUUCAUCGUGUUUAAAAAUCCUCCGUACUGGCUAUCUUGUAGUUUCACAAAGACUAUAUAUAUACUGUCAAGUUAAUAAAUUCUCUCCAAUAGUUAUAUUUUGUCGAAAAAAAACAAGAUUCGUAAUAUUAAAAAUUAAUUAAAAAAAAUUGUUAUUUAGUUAAGGGUUAGUUAGAGUUCAACCGUAAAAGAAGGGAGCGUUGAGUUACGUAGGUUUUAGUUAGGGAAAAGUGUGUUGGGAAAGGAGAAAAGUGUGUUUGGCGUGUGCUAUAGUGUUCUUGUAAGUGUAAAACUACCAUAUUACGUAAAUCUUUCUUAAUGAAUCCACGAUUUUGUUUGUGAUUAAAAAGAAUAAAUCCACCAUAAAAUCUCCUUAAAGCUCGCCUCAGGUUUACCUCUAUAUAUACGUAGUUUGCGCACUUUCUUUUAUCAAUACUCAAAAUCAUUCACAAAGAAAUUACUUAGUAAGAGAGAUGGCUAUGGCGGAUGCUUCUGGACCUCAAUUGAUUUCUACCACCGGCGAUGCUGAUUCUGAUCAAAUUAUUGUCCCUGAGAAUAAGAGCUGGAAGAAUUUCUUUGCCUACUUAGGACCUGGUUUUCUUGUUUCAAUUGCAUAUAUUGAUCCUGGAAACUUUGAGACUGAUCUACAAGCAGGAGCACAAUACAAGUAUGAGUUACUUUGGAUCAUAUUGGUGGCGUCUUGUGCGGGUUUGGUGAUUCAAUCUCUGGCUGCCAAUCUUGGUGUUGUCACAGGAAAACAUUUAGCUGAGCAUUGUAGAGCUGAAUACUCCAAAGUUCCGAACUUUUUGUUAUGGGUUGUUGCUGAAAUUGCAAUAGUCGCUUGUGACAUUCCAGAAGUAAUCGGAACAGCUUUUGCACUGAACAUGCUCUUUAGCAUACCCAUAUGGAUUGGUGUUCUUCUUACAGGCUUAAGUACACUGAUGCUUCUCGCACUUCAACAAUACGGGGUAUUCUUUUCUUUGAUCUUUUUCCAUGUCACGGUGCUAUGUAUAGUCAAGCCUUAUGAUGUUUGUCAUUCACAGGUAAGAAAGCUGGAGUUCUUGGUUGCAUUUCUCGUGUUCACAAUAGCUAUAUGCUUCGUCAUUGAGCUACACUACUCAAAGCCAGACGCAGGAGAAGUCCUACAUGGUCUCUUUGUUCCACAACUCAAAGGAAAUGGUGCAACUGGUCUUGCAAUCUCUUUGCUUGGAGCUAUGGUUAUGCCGCACAAUCUCUUCUUGCACUCUGCGUUGGUUCUCUCGAGGAAAAUCCCACGUUCAUCUACUGGCAUCAAAGAGGCUUGUAGGUUUUACUUGAUAGAAAGCGGACUGGCUCUAAUGGUGGCCUUUCUUAUAAACGUCUCUGUGAUAUCAGUAAGUGGUGCUGUUUGUAAUGCCUCGGAUUUAACCCCCGAAGACCGAGCUAAAUGUGAGGAUUUGGACUUAAACAAGGCUUCGUUUCUUCUACGGAACGUUGUGGGUAAAUGGAGUUCAAAGCUAUUUGCCAUCGCACUUCUUGCUUCCGGACAGAGCUCAACUAUUACCGGAACAUAUGCUGGACAAUACAUCAUGCAAGGGUUUCUUGAUCUAAGACUUGUUCCAUGGCUCAGGAACUUCUUAACAAGAUGCUUAGCUAUUAUCCCGAGUCUAAUCGUUGCUCUCAUUGGUGGUUCAGCUGGAGCUGGAAAGUUAAUCAUCAUUGCCUCGAUGAUCUUAUCCUUUGAGCUGCCCUUUGCGUUAGUUCCUCUUCUCAAGUUCACUAGCUGCAAAAUCAAGAUGGGUUCACACGUAAACCAUAUGGCGAUUUCAGCUUUGACAUGGGUCAUUGGUGGUUUAAUCAUGGGGAUAAAUAUAUACUAUAUAGUAAGCAGUUUCACUAAAUUGCUUAUACAUAGCCACAUGAAGCAUGUCCUUGUCGUCUUUUGUGGAAUUCUUGGGUUCACAGGCAUUGCCAUCUACUUAGCCUCCAUAGCUUAUCUUGUCUUUCGAAAAAACGGAGAAGCUGGUCCUCUUCUUGCUUCGACUAAUUCACAAACUGUGGAGACACUUCCAAGACAAGACAUUGUCGACAUGCAGUUUGGUAAAGCGUCUACAUCCAAUGCUGAUUGAAUCUUAUACAAUCAUAUCAGUACUAGGACUCAAAUGAAUACCUUUCGAUAGUGGUUCUUAGAUUUUAUAAGAAUUCUUUUUUUUUUUCUAGUAAGUUUUAUGUAAGGAACAACGUUACAAUCAUGACAUCGGAUAAUAAAAUCAUUGUUUCCACUA